UAUGUAAAUGGUUAGCACUACUUAAACAGUAAUCAAGGGAUUUUUCUCAUGUAACUAUGACCAAAAGUGAUAAAAGCAAGGUUUUUUUGCUACUAAAAACAUAAUAAUUGAAGAGGCUGAGCAUGAUGAGAUUUAUUAAAAUCCAGUGGUUAUUAUUCAAGUGCUGUUGUGUUCUCCAUUGUGCUGAAUGUAGCCUGUUUUUAUUAACUGGAAAGUGUGAAUAACAAAUGUGACUGAGACACUGUAAGCUCAACAGUUUUUUCUCUUUAUUGGAGCAGCUGUUAUCCAAGAUGAACAACAGUGGACCAGCGUUCUCCCUGGCCUCUUUGUAUGUAGGAGAUCUGCACCCUGAUGUUACCGAGGCCAUGCUUUACCAGAAGUUUUCUCCUGCUGGACCCAUCAUGUCAAUCCGUGUGUGCCGUGAUAUCAUCACUCGCAGAUCUCUGGGAUAUGCUUACAUAAACUUUGAGCAACCAGCGGAUGCGGAGUGUGCCCUAGAUACAAUGAACUAUGAUGUCAUCAAGGGUCGUCCCAUCCGAAUAAUGUGGUCUCAGCGUGAUCCAGGGCUGAGGAAGUCUGGUGUGGGCAACAUAUUUAUCAAGAACAUGGAUGAAUCUAUUGACAACAAGUCCCUGUAUGAUACAUUCUCACUCUUUGGGAAUAUUUUGUCCUGCAAGGUUGUUUGUGAUGAGAAUGGCUCUAAAGGCUAUGGCUUUGUUCACUUUGAGACUGAGGAGGCUGCAAACCGGGCCAUUGAAACCAUGAAUGGGAUGCUGCUAAAUGAUCGGAAAGUUUUUGUUGGCCACUUUAAAUCUCGCAAGGAGAGAGAGAUGGAGUUUGGCACAAAAGCUGUGAAGUUCACCAACGUCUACAUCAAAAACUUUGGUGAAGACUACAAUGAUGAGAAACUCAAACAAGUCUUUUCUGCAUUUGGGAGGACUCUCAGUGUGCGAGUGAUGAAGGAUGAGAGGGGCCAUUCUCGUGGAUUUGGAUUUGUAAACUUUGCUAACCAUGAGGAUGCUCAAAAGGCGGUCGAGGAGAUGAAUGGAAAGGAGAUCAAUGGGAAAGUCAUCUAUGUUGGACGAGCUCAGAAGCGGCUGGAACGCCAAGGAGAACUGAAGCGUAAAUUUGACCAGAUCAAACAGGAUCGCAUCCAGCGCUAUCAGGGGGUGAAUCUUUAUGUGAAGAACUUGGAUGAUACCAUAGAUGAUGAGAGACUCCGGAAGGAGUUUGCUCCUUAUGGCACCAUCACCAGUGCUAAGGUCAUGACAGAUGGCGCCCAAAGCAAAGGCUUUGGUUUUGUCUGUUUCUCUUCACCCGAGGAAGCGACUAAAGCAGUGACUGAAAUGAACGGGAGAAUCAUUGCUACCAAGCCACUGUAUGUGGCUCUGGCUCAGCGCAGAGAGGAACGUAAAGCCAUCCUGACCAAUAAAUACAUGCAGAGACUCGCCACCACAAGGACCAUGAGCAGUCCUUUAAUUGACUCGUACCAACAGGCUGGAUACUACAUGACUGUUCCACAGCCUCCCACUCGCUCCUAUUACAACCACAAUGCUGUAAGCAACAUGAGGGCUGUGCCCCGCUGGACUGGACAACCUCCUCGACCACAAGGCCCCUACUCACCACCUGGUACUUUUCUUCCCCGACGCGCAUCGACUCCCAUCACAACUGCUCGACAGGCUUCCACCCAGGUGCCACGUGUCAUCACUGGUACCCAAAAAACAAGCAACAUUGGGACCCAGACUGUCGGGGGCCGAACUGACGUUGCUGUGACUAGAAGCAGCCAGUACAAGUACUCGUCUGCAGUGAGGAAUGCCCAGCAGGUCAUUGCUGUACCUGCCCCCAUGCCAAGAUUACAGGUUGUUUCUGUGCUGGAGCCUCCGGUUCUGAGUCAGGAGCCGCUCACCGCCUCGAUGCUGGCUGCAGCUCCUCUCAUGGAUCAGAAACAGCUCCUCGGUGAGCGACUGUACCCUCUGAUCCACGCCGUCCACCCAAACCUGGCUGGUAAAAUCACAGGAAUGCUGCUGGAGAUCGACAACUCUGAACUGCUCCACAUGCUGGAGUCGCCGGAGUCUCUGCACGUGAAGGUGGAUGAGGCAAUUGCUGUCCUGCAGGCUCACCAGGCGAAGGAACGCUCUCCAAAGAAGUAAAGAUCAUUCUUCAUCACAAGUGAGAAACAUAAUUUGAUAAUUGGCAAAAA
Sphaeramia orbicularis (orbiculate cardinalfish) is the source of this 2200-nucleotide messenger RNA. It is a transcript of the gene pabpc1l, whose product is annotated as poly(A) binding protein, cytoplasmic 1-like. Gene Ontology annotation, molecular function: RNA binding. Lineage: Eukaryota; Metazoa; Chordata; Actinopteri; Kurtiformes; Apogonidae. The record is from RefSeq and is a predicted model, not a curated record. The transcript has 14 exons. Bases 291 to 2150 code for a protein of 619 amino acids.